AGGACUCCUUCCCUAACAUCCUCAAUGCCCAGCUACAACCAACCUGGCCGCGGCACGCAGCAGGCGCCCAAGAAACACUAGUCAGAGAGGAAAGCACUAGCUUUCGUUCUGCCCCCGUCCCACCCCAGGGGCGGGACUGUAGAGUCGCCUGAAAGGGAAGUUGUUCAGUCAACUCGGAAUAGCGGUAGCAACCCGGAAAGUGGAAUCAUCAUCUUGGUCUAGAGACUGACGCCUGUGCAUGCAGACCCGUUCCCCUCUCUACCAAAGACCGCAGCCCCGGAAGUCACUCCAUCUCCUGCAGCUCGCUAUUUCCAGCGGCCCCCUCGUACCUUCCAGCCUGAUGUCUCACGUCAAGUUAUGGUUGAACGGUGCUUCCGCCUCCUUGGUGUUAGACAAGUAAUUGGAGAACCACAAGCUCGUCGGCUCAGGCGGGUUCGGCAACGUGUUCCGGGCGCAUCAUAGGAAGUGGGGCUGCGAUGUGGCUGUCAAGAUCGUGAACUCGUGAGUGUCCGGCCAAGGUCUGGGCAAAAAGGUGGAGCCGCUGUGCUCUGCGACCUGAAUGGGGAAGGGAGGGAUUCUCCCAGGACCCCGGUGCGACUCCAGCUCUCUACUGGAGUGUAGGAAGGCGAUAUCCAGGGAGGUCAAGGCCAUGGCAAGUCUGAAUAACGAAUUCGUGCUGUGCCUAAAAGGGGUCAUCGAGGAGGUGGGGUGGGACGACGAUUUCAGGCCGGCACUGGUGACUGAAUUCAUGGAGAACGGCUCCCUGUCGGGGCUGCUGAAGCCCCAGUGCCCUCGGCCCUGGCCACUCCUCUGCCGCCUGCUGAAAGAAGUGGUGCUCGGGAUGUGUUACCUGCAUGAGCAGAACCCGGCGCUCCUGCACCAGGACCUCAAGCCAUCCAACAUCCUGCUGGACCCGGAGCUGCACGUCAAGCUGGCAGAUUUUGGCCUGUCCACAUUUCAGGGAAGCUCACCGUCAGGGACAGGGUCUAGGGAGCCAGGGGGCACCCUGGGCUACUUGGCCCCAGAACUGUUUGUUAAUGUAAACCAGAAGGCCUCCCCAGCCAGUGAUGUCUACAGCUUCGGGAUCCUAAUGUGGGCAGUGCUUGCUGGAAGAGAAGCUGAGUUGCCGACCGAAGCAUCACUGGUGUAUGGAGCAGUGUGCAAGAGGGAGGCCCAGCCCUCACUAAAUGAACUGUCCCAAGCUGGGCCUGAGACUCCUGGCUUGGAAGGACUGAAGGAUUUAAUGCAGCUCUGCUGUAGCAAUGAGCCCAAGGACAGACCCUCCUUCCAGGAAUGCCUACCAAAAACCGAUGAAGGCUUCGAGCUGGUGAAGAACAAUAUGAAUGCUGCUGUCUCCACAGUAAAGAAUUUCCUGUCUGAGCUCAGGAGCAGCAAUAGGUCAGGCCAAGGAAAGACAGAAAUGGAUGGCUUUGGGAGAAACACAGGAAGGCAGCACUGUUAUGAUGAUUUCAUGGAUUCUGACCUGCUAAAUAAACUGAAUCUAGAGGAUUCUUCCAGCUGUGUUCCUGAAAAAUACCCAAGUCUUACCAAGAAGAGCAGGGCACAAGAGGAGCAGGUUCCACAAGCCAGGACAGCAGGGACAUCUUCAGAUUCAAUGGCUCAACCUCCCCAGACUCCAGAGACCUCAACUUUCAGAAACCAGACACCCAGCCCCACCUCAACUGGAACACCAGGUCCUAGACCCCAAAGGAAUCAGGUGAGACAUUGGCAGGAUUAGGGGAUGCACUAGAACUCCUAUAAAUCCUUUCCCCUUGCCAGGGAAAACUUGGAGCUGAGAGGAGUGCAGAGGGAACACCAGACUCUGGGACAGAACUGAAUGCUCUGUGCUGUUUGCAGGGGGCUAAGAGACAUGGCAUGAACUGGUCCUCCAGGAACCUGGAACCAAAUCCAGUAACAGAUACCCACUCUCUACCCCUUUUUUUCCCUGUUCAAUUAUUCCACCAGACUCUUCCUCCAGACCUAUAACUAGAUUCAGGGUAACUUGUGGAGGGGAGGAGAGAAGACGAUCUAACUCAACCUUCUCAUUUCAUAAAUGGGAAAACUGACAGCCCCUGAGAAAGGAGCACUCUGAGGUCUCACAAUAAAGCUUGGAUUUGUCCCUGA
Messenger RNA from Callithrix jacchus (white-tufted-ear marmoset), 2124 nucleotides. RefSeq names its product receptor interacting serine/threonine kinase 3 (gene RIPK3). Gene Ontology annotation, biological process: protein phosphorylation. Gene Ontology annotation, molecular function: JUN kinase kinase kinase activity; ATP binding. The record is from RefSeq and is a predicted model, not a curated record. Lineage: Eukaryota; Metazoa; Chordata; Mammalia; Primates; Cebidae.